UUUUUUUUUUUUCUGACUCCCUUGUCUGAUACUGGUCCCAUCUAUUCACCUUUAUAUCAUCUCAACAUGUUCAACUUACAACAACGAUUAAAUGUUGUCGCGUCAUUUGCUAUGACAUCUCUUGGUUGUGUGCUAGCUGUCAUUGCUGCUAUCUCUGCAUUCACAUCUUAUGGUAUGCCUACUGGUGCUCUUAAAGUGGAUCCCAAUACUUUUCGCGUAGUGACUAGACGAUAUGGACCUGAUCAUUAUGAUUAUAGAAAUUCAAAAAGUGAAUUUGCACGACUUGCUUUUGACCUUGAUGCUGAUUUUACACCUUUAUUUAAUUGGAAUACCAAACAAAUCUUUGUAUCUGUGGUGGCUGAAUAUGAAUCCAAAACUCAUAAUCGAAACAAGAUUGUCUUAUGGGAUCGUAUCAUUACUGAUAGGAACAAUGCCAAUCUUCAAUUACGCAACAUUCCCAACAAAUAUGCAUUGAUUGAUGUCAGUCGAAAGUGGAGUCAACAACAAGCAAACUUGUCUUUACAUUGGGAUAUCACUCCUCAUGUGGGUCUUCUUCAAAGUGGCCAAUCCCCUGAAGCUUUAGCUAAUAUCGUCUUAUCACCUGCCCCUCAGAAAUAACCUCUCUUUUUUUUUUUCCUUUCUCCAAUAUAUCCAUUCCCAUAUGUGUAUUGCUUUUUUUUAAAAUGGAAAUAAACGCUCUGAUGCUUCUUUGAGCUUUUUUUUUUU
Halteromyces radiatus is the source of this 726-nucleotide messenger RNA. RefSeq names its product signal peptidase 22kDa subunit. The transcript is spliced from 6 exons. The record is from RefSeq and is a predicted model, not a curated record. Gene Ontology annotation, cellular component: membrane; signal peptidase complex. Gene Ontology annotation, biological process: protein targeting to ER. Lineage: Eukaryota; Fungi; Mucoromycota; Mucoromycetes; Mucorales; Cunninghamellaceae. Bases 67 to 618 code for a protein of 183 amino acids.